GCCGGCAAAAGUUAAUAGACAGUUGCCAUAGAAUUUGGCUUUAAAAAUUCUGAACUUCUCUAGGCCUUUCCUGAUUAAACUAUGGAAGUUUCAGGUUCCAUGAUGCUUCACUAGCAAUACAGGCUCUGAAGAAAGAUGUUUCGGCAGCGAACAGUGUCACCCGUUCUACCAUGGAUGCUGAGGCUAUCCCUCUCUUUUGUCACCUUCUUUUACAGUGCUUCGGUUCGGUUAAAUGGAACUGUCAACAGAAGCUUAGUGAACACAUUUGAGUACUUCCUCAAGCGCCCACAAAACGCGAAACCCGUCCAUGGUGUAAAAACCUUAGACAUCUUGAUCGACUCAACGAAAGAACUCUGGUAUCGUCUUUUCAUUCCAACUGAAUUACCAUCAGCGGAUGGCGGAACAAACAAACUUCCUGUGAUACUCUUUUUCCAUGGUGGUGCAUUCACAUUCCUGUCUCCCGAUUUAAUCAUAUAUGAUGCAGUCUGUAGACGCUUCGCUCACAAAGUUCCCGCUAUUGUUGUCUCUGUCAACUACAGACUCACCCCAGAUCACCGUUUUCCGUCUCAGUAUGAUGACGGAUUUGACACUUUGAAAUUCCUCGACGAGAAUAACUUUAGUGGAUUACCAUCUAAUGCAGAUUUGUCAUGUUGUUUUCUUGCUGGAGACAGUGCAGGAGGUAACAUAGCGCAUCAUGUUGCCGUCCGGUGGGCUUCUAAAGUCGAUGAGUUUCAACAAGUUAAAGUGAUUGGGUUAGUUGCGAUUCAACCUUUUUUUGGUGGAGAAGAGAGGACAGAAUCAGAGACACGACUCCAUGGAGCUCCAGUUAUACCCUCUGUCAAGCACUGCGACAGGCAUUGGAAAAUGUUUGUACCAGAAGGGUCUGACCGUGAUCAUGAAGCUGUAAACAUUUUCGGUCCGAAUUCUAAAACUGAUAUAUCCAAACUAAAAGAAUUUCCUUCCACAUUGGUGUUCAUCGGUGGAUUUGAUCCAUUACAAGAUUGGCAAAGACGGUAUUAUGAGGGUUUGAUGAGUUUUGGUAAACAAGCUUAUUUGGUCGAGUACCAUAACGUGAUUCAUGCUUUCUACGUAAUUCCUGAUUUCUCAGAAUCUUAUCUUUUGAUUAGUGAGGUAAAACGUUUUAUUUGGAACCAAAUCAGCUCGAAUAAUACGUCUCAAAUCUAUGCUAAAGAAACACAGAAGAAUUAUUAGUAAGUGCCACUGCUCAUUUUCGGUGUCCAGGGUCAGCAGUAAUUUAUAGAAUAAAAUUUGGUUUUUCUACUCAUUUCCAAGAUUGAUUUUGCUCGUCAUAUGCAAUCUUUUCCGCGCAUGGCUCGUGAUUUCAACUUUGUCAAGGAAUUGGCGCAAAGCAAAAGUCCACCAGUCUCCUCCACUAUUGAUCGAUUGGCAUAUAUCUCCACUAAAAUCAGUACUUCAUUGGCCAGGCUUCAGUCUCCUCAAAAACAAGCUGAGGGUGCUUCCUUUUUCAACCAGUUCAUCUCGAGGGAGAGUAUUAGCUAGUGUGUUAUAUUCUGUUUUUCUUACACCUGCUUUAUACUAUCUGUUGUUUCUCUCUCGGUGGAUUGCCAUUAAUUUAUGAUAAGACCAUGUGCAAAGCCUACAUGUGCAUAUAUGGUGGACUUUGAGGGAAAAGUCAUCUUUAAAGGGAUGGAAUUAUAAGACCACGUCUUAUCGGCUAUGUCGAUAUUAGUCCAGAGAGUACAUGCAAUACUGUUGAAUGUUUGUGCUGGUGUAAGAAAGAUUUGUUCAAUUCAUUUGGAUUUUCA
This is a messenger RNA of Papaver somniferum (opium poppy), 1787 nucleotides long. Its product is annotated as probable carboxylesterase 18. The coding region runs from base 136 to 1212 and encodes 358 amino acids. Gene Ontology annotation, molecular function: hydrolase activity. NCBI's taxonomy places the organism in Eukaryota, Viridiplantae, Streptophyta, Magnoliopsida, Ranunculales, Papaveraceae. The record is from RefSeq and is a predicted model, not a curated record. The transcript has a single exon.